Molecule: messenger RNA, 318 nt
Organism: Miscanthus lutarioriparius
Lineage: Eukaryota; Viridiplantae; Streptophyta; Magnoliopsida; Poales; Poaceae
Source: the annotation of a GenBank genome assembly
AUGGCGUCCCCGUUCUGCGCCGCUGCCGCCGCGUGCCGCCUCGCCGUCCCCGCCCCGUCCCCUCCCGCCGCACGGGCGCCUAGGCCCCGGGGCGGCCUGGUGGCGGUGCGCGCGGAGGCCGGCGGCGGGAUAAACCCGACCAUCCGGAAGGAGGAGGACAAGGUGGUCGACACCGUCCUCACCGGCGAGCUCGCCAAGCCGCUCACCGCCUACUGCCGGUGUUGGAGAUCAGGGACAUUCCCACUGUGCGAUGGAACCCAUGUGAAGCACAACAAAGCAACCGGUGAUAAUGUUGGCCCCCUGCUCGUUAAGAAGUAG